AUCAUAACAAGCAGUGUGCUGCAGACUGACGGGCUCGUCGACCUUUUUUUCCUCUGCUCUUUGUGGAGGUUGAAGCACGACUGUCUCCAAUCUCCUGACCUGCCGGUGUUCACUGCUCCAAGUGGGGGAGACGACGACAGCACUUUUUUCCUGAGGUACAGUGGUAAAGGAGUAGCUAGCUAGCUACUUUGUUACCAGGGUUUUGCCGGUUCACAUGAAGUGGAAAAGUUUGUGUCUUACGGUGGCUGCAUACAAACACUUCUCGUGGGACACCUGCUGUCAGGACGAUGAGACUCCCCACACUGCUGCCCUCUUUGGGGCUCAUGACCUGCACACUGGUGCUAAUGUUGCCGCUGUUAGCGUCCUGUCAUCCAGCACGGACCUCAGGACAGCCCAGCCUGGUGUUCAUGGAGCAGUUUAGUCGUCCACAUCUCGGAUUUAAUUGGAGAAAUAUCACCUGCCCCCUGUGCAAAGCAGUCUUCACCAUCCUUGAUAUCGCGCUUCUGAGUGAUACAAAUGAGGAGCGAGUGGCACGUGCAGUAGGUGAGGCAUGUAUCCGUCUCCAUCUGGCUGAUGAGCUGGUGUGUCGAGAAAUAACAGAGCUGUUCAGGGAUGACUUCAUCCGGGCCCUGCAGGAGUCCCUGCUGUGGCCCAGUGAAGCGUGCGCCCUGCUGGUGGGGCCUUCCUGUGGUAAAUUUGACAUCUACGCACCCUGGAACAUUACCUUACCAAAAGUCCCUAAGCCCCCUGUUGCACCACCCUCUCCUCCCAAACCUGGCUCUCCACAGAGCAGGAUCCUGUUUUUAACUGACAUCCACUGGGACAAGGAGUAUGAAGCCGGCAGCGCUGCAGACUGCAAGGACCCUCUGUGUUGUCGUAAAGACUCAGGCUCUCCCAGCUGGAGGCGGAGAGAGGCUGGGUACUGGGGAACCUACAGUAAGUGUGACCUGCCUCUGCGUACAGUGGAGAACCUCCUGGAAAAUGCUGCCAGAACCGGACCCUGGGACUGGGUCUACUGGACCGGAGAUAUACCAGCACACAAUGUUUGGUCUCAGACCAGGAAACAACAGCUGUCAGAGCUUACAGUCAUCUCCAGGCUCAUCCACAAGCACCUGGGACCUAAUGUGACAGUUUACCCUGCCGUAGGAAACCAUGAGAGUACGCCAGUAAACAGCUUCCCACCACCCUUUGUACAUGGUAACAGAUCCUCCGCCUGGCUCUACAAUACAAUGGCAGAGGAGUGGUCAGCAUGGUUACCAGAGCAAGCUUUGAACACUUUAAGAUAUGGAGGAUUCUACACAGUGGAGAUUCAGCCUGGUCUGAGAGUGGUGUCCCUCAACAUGAACUUUUGUGCCCGAGAGAAUUUCUGGCUGAUGGUGAACUCUACUGACCCUGCUAACCAGCUGCAGUGGCUAGUUCAUGUACUCCAGGCCAGUGAGGACAAAGGAGAGAAGGUACAUAUCAUUGGUCACAUCCCACCUGGCCUGUGUCUUGGAAGCUGGAGCUGGAACUACUAUCACAUUGUCAGCAGAUAUGAAAGUACAAUUACGGGACAGUUUUUUGGCCAUACACAUCUGGAUGAAUUCCAAAUGUUUUACGAUGAGAUGACGCUGACCCGCCCAUUGGGAGUGGCAUUCAUUGCUCCCAGUGUCACUACUUAUGUUAAUCUUAACCCAGGAUACCGUGUCUACUAUGUUGAUGGGAAUUACAAAGGUAGCUCUCAUCUUGUGCUUGAUCAUGAAACCUACAUCCUCAACCUCACAGAGGCAAACCACAGUCCAGGUGCACCAUUCACCCCGGAACCAAACCCGAAAUGGACACUGCUGUACCGCGCCACUGAGGCCUAUGGUCUUUCCAGUCUGUUCCCUUCUGAUUUCAAUGGGCUGAUUCGGACCUUUAUUAAUGAUGACCGAGUUUUCCAAAAGUUCUGGUACUUAAGACAUAAAGGACAUGUGUCGGAGCCCUGCAAGGAGACCUGCAAAACCACAGUGCUUUGCUUUCUGCGAAGCGGGCGCUAUGAUGAGCUGGAGCAGUGCGACCUCCUCAAUGGUUUUGGAGGAAACUUGGUUAAGGCUGCCAGAAAAACUCUUUGUUGAUCUGAGGAAGUUUGGACUGACUGGUUGGGUAGGGAAAAAGCAAUAGGACCAAAAACGAAAUUUAGCCAGAAAAAGUUAAUUCUUCCUGUUGCUGGUGGGUCAACAAGGAUUGUUGUAUGUUUGUCAUUUAUUACUGUAACAGUUUAUGUAGAUUUUGUAAAACCUGAGGGUGAGUCUGAAGAGUUCUGAGUUAUGCCUUGUGUUGCCAGUGAUGUUUUUACAAAAACAUUUCACUUAUUGUGCUUGGCAACAGGGCUUUGGGUUGCCUGUUGUUGUUUAGCAAUGCCAAUUGUGUUAAAGCUGCUUGAAAGUGUCCAGAAUGAUGUUCUGUUAAAUGCUUGAAAUGCACAAAAUAGCAGGGGUUAAGUGCUUUGUUCAAGAUUGUCAUGAUUUUGUAGUGGGUGCCUUGUGUCAGGGAAAAUCCAUCCUCAACAGCAAUCUCUUAAAGGGUUAGAUGCUUAAAUGUGACUGCUACAACAUGAAAAUUAUUUUCAGUGUUAAUGUCCUUGAGGCUUAUCAGGAGGAUGGGUUUCAUAAAAUUUGGAUGCUUUCGUCAGAUUUUCUCCACACAGGAAAUUUCAUCAAAUCCUUUCUUGGGACAUAGCCAUGACUUUGAAAGCAAACUUUCCACUGACUUUUUUUUUUUUUUUUUUACCUGUCCCACAAUGCAAUGUUCAUAUAGCAUUUGUUAGGAUUUGAAGAUUUGUAAAACCAUUCAGUAGGCCACUGACUUUAUUGAGGACUGAGUUUUGCUAAGAUGUUUUGCAGCUUACAGGAUCUAAACUCCAAUAAUUUUGACAGUCCUCUGUGGGCACUGUUGUGGAGAUUUCAGUCAGGUUUCACCUUAGUAUCUACCUUAAUGCGUGACACCAUCUGCCUCAGCAAAGAAGUCUUCAAACCUAAAAGAGGAUCAGUAUUUCUCACUGAGGUUUACUUCUGUCUGCACUUUAAUUCUUUUGUUGGCUAGUUAACUUCUAGGUUUAAUAGAGAACAACUUUGAUUGAGCUCAAGUGUGACAAGCUUGGGAAGAAUUUCAGAUCUUGAUCUAAAUGUGACCUGUGGUGUAACAUGAGCAUGACAAGAAAUGCAACUUGUAAAUUGAGCAAUAAUUUAAAGAGAUUGUAUAAAUUAUGAGUAAAAGAUGAAAUCUGA
Seriola aureovittata is the source of this 3248-nucleotide messenger RNA. It is a transcript of the gene smpd1, whose product is annotated as sphingomyelin phosphodiesterase 1. Gene Ontology annotation, cellular component: lysosome. The transcript is spliced from 9 exons. Gene Ontology annotation, biological process: ceramide biosynthetic process; sphingomyelin catabolic process. Gene Ontology annotation, molecular function: acid sphingomyelin phosphodiesterase activity. The coding region runs from base 288 to 2096 and encodes 602 amino acids. The record is from RefSeq and is a predicted model, not a curated record. NCBI's taxonomy places the organism in Eukaryota, Metazoa, Chordata, Actinopteri, Carangiformes, Carangidae.